AUGUCGGGGCGACCCGCCGCCAUUGAGCUCACCACAGCCACUCCUGCGUCCGACGGCAUCGAAGACAUCACACCCAGGUUUCCGACCAGCGCGGCAGAAACGGACACAGUGCAAAAGUCAAUUUGGCGGACUUGCCAGAAAUCUUAUUCAAACAAAGUGGGUGGACGCUCGGACGACAGGACUGGGGCAACACAUGAAAUGGUGAAGGCCCUCUAUGUGUACCUCGUGCGCCAUGCAGAGUCAAAGAACAAUAGCCGUGACUUGCAUGACUCACGUGCAUCGACAUCAAUGGCUCUGCCAUCGCCGAAAGAACCGAGCAGUCCCAAAGAACCACGGUUGAGUCCUUUGAAAGAAGCAUUCCAGUGCAGUGCCGCGCCGCGCGGCAAAGACUAUGUGGAUGUUGAAGGUAAAGAGCGAGUUGCCAUCACGAGCAAAAACGCGCAGCGCACGCAGCGCACGCACACGGCUGAGGAGGAACUCGAAGAACUUCAGGGAGAAUGGGAAUUGCAGAGUGUACGCUCUAAGAAUCUGAAGCGAAAACAUGGUUUGGACCACUCAAAGGAACCCGAGAACACAGUGCAAGUCUUCGUUCGAGGCAAACGGGUGGAAGAGAAGAGCGACAAGAAACGGAUGUUCUUCAACUUGGUUCUUGCCAAGAAGGCUGCUCAAAGUCGGACUGGAUCAAACGACAAGCAAGUUGCACCGGAUCCAAAGGUGUCGAGGCAUGAAUUGCCACCCCUUGAUGGUCCCAAAACUUUACCUGAAAGCAUCUGCAAGGGCAAAGGCAAGGGAAAGACCAAAAAGGGCAAGGGCUUCAAGAAAGGGCAACGAGUUCAUUCAGUAGGACACUGGAUUUUGCUGCAUCAUACGCCCAAGCUGCUAGUGCGACCGGACUCCAAGUCCUCGUUGCUUUGGUGGCACCCUGGCGAGCACAGUGUGUGGACCCGAGGUGGAGCGAUUGUCGAAACUUGUGUUGUCAGAUACCUUGCGGACAGCCACACAGAGACGCUGGAACGCCACAGCGAUGAUGCUCCAGGGUCGUGGCGCACCAAGAAAGGCCUUCCAGAGCUUCCAUGCCAUCGUGGCCCCUCGGCGUUGCCAAAUGCACACUGUGCAACCUCGAACCCAUUGCUAGUUGAAGGCGUAGAAGAUCUUAGAACCUAUGGCUGGUUCAGCAUGCUGAAUUUGUACGUCACCCUGUGGGUUGACGAACAGACCAGGGCGAUCCAGCGGGCAGAAUGCCAAGGGAAGCCAGCCACCCCGUCGAAGAGACGUCAUGCGACCAAGGGGAGAAAUGACGGGGAACUGUCGAUCACUUCCGAUGUUCUGCUGCCUUCCCCUCGGCCUGGUCGCGAGCCUGAUCCGGGCUUGACAGGGCGUGGCAAAGAGCAAGCAAAGGCAGUGGCGGAACUGCUGCGAAAAAUCCGGGACGAUCCGAAGACGGAGCCAAGGCACCACAGUGGAGCCAAAGCCAUGGUGGAACAUACCAAUGGUUGCGAUACGGGGGCAGAACAAGCCAUGGCUGCGCUCUCGGACAAAGAUGUUAAUGAGUUGCGCGGCCUGGCAGAACGACUUACCAAGGGACACGAGUCCCUAGCGAUGCAUGAAGUCAGCACUGUGUCGCUGAUGUAUCAGAUGACAUCAGAUGUAUUGCCUUGCAGCGAGGAGAUGUUGAAAGACCUGGAGCUAGAAAGAGAAGAGCUAGAGAAGGAGAAGGGGCAGCUGAACGAAACCAUCUCACUCUUCAUGAAAGAUCUCCAGAAGCUGAACAUCGGUGCUCACAAUACUGUGGAGCCAAUGUUGGAGGAAGGGCCCUUGGAUUUUGUGGGACGCUUCUGGGAGACCGUGAAGCCCCGGGACAGCGCCUAUGUCACUGGUGAGCACAUUGGGGAGAUCCGAAAGCCCGGCGAGAAGACCGGUCCGACCAACCCAUUGGCCGCGCUGAAGGAGGCAGCAAUGGCGCACGCACCGCAAGAACUGCCAAACCAGGCUGCGCAAGUUCAGGAAAAGGUGCAGGAGCGAGUGCACGAGGUGCAAGAAAUGGGGAAGCAGGCCGCCAAGAAGCUUUCCAAUGCAUUUGAAGAAGCACGCUCCAGCCCUUUCUGGCAAAAAGCCCAGGGCUACUGGGAAGAGAAGCGGAGUGAGAUCGCCAAGAAAGUUCAUGAGGUACAAGAGAAAGUUCAUGAGGUACAAGCCUCGGCAGCAGAUCUGAUCAUCAGCGUGUUUUCAAUUGAGACCUGGGCUGCGAUUUUGAGACGCUCUUCACUUCAAGAAGACCAUCUAUUGGAAGCGGUGCAGCAGCCAGAUGAAGUCACCUUCAAGCUGCUGGCAGCAACUUGUGAAGAGACAGAGCUUAGUCUUGAAGACGCCCUCGAGGCCUUUGGUCGCCACCUGGUGACCUUCACCAUGCAAUCUGGCUAUGCUGGAUUGCUCAAGUCACUGGGCCCCACCUUUCCGGUCUUCCUCACGAAUGUGAACUAUUUACACAAUCAUUUGGAGCGCCAACAUCCACAUGCCUUGUUUCCCUACAUCGAGACAAAUUAUGAACAUGGCCAGGAUUCGUUGGAGAUGCAUUACCUGUCAACACGACCCAGGCUGAAACAACUCCUUGUGGGAAUUGUUGUUGAGGUGGGUCUUCAGUUGUUUGGACUUGACGUCUCCAUGACGGAACAAUCGAGCCCACGUUAUUCCCAGAGAAACAUUGCAGGCUCUGAACGGGCAGCUUCGUGGGAGAUCUCGUGGAGGCCAACGUCACAGAAAUGUGCAACCCCAAGACCGACAACGCCAAAAGCAUCCUUUCCGGACAUACAUGCAGCCAUGGUAGAUUUCGGGAAACUCUUGUCCAGCUUCGAUGUACUCAGCACAUUUGCCUGCUGUGUCGCUGAAGAUGACCAUGAGUUUACCCCCCUUGACUGCUCUACCCAGCCAGCAGAAUUAACAGAGGCUGAACGCAAAUUUGAAGCUGUGCAGGCUGUGCGAGGUGCAGAUGGUGCAGCUACAUCCAGGCUUGAGGAGGUGCUGUUAAGGGCGACGCCAGCCCACCUGUUGGCCGCUGGAUGGACUGAUGACUCAAUGAAAUCGUGUAUCAACUUCUGGAGUUCUUCUGUAGGCACAGCGUUGAACUAUGCAAUGUCUCAGGAUGCUGAUGCAGUUGACAUAUUUGUGAGUCAUACGUGGCUUCCACCAGCAGACUGGGAAGAGAUGAUGGGUCCUGAUGUAAACUAUGCAGAGAUGAAGGCAGCCACCUUGGCGGUGAUGGCAAAGGACUUUGCACAGGAGCAUGGCUCAUUCCAAGAUUGGCACCAGAUCACCUUUUGGGUCGACAAGGCGUGCAUUGCCCAAGAACAUCCGGAGUUGAAAAAGCUGAGCAUCAACUUGCUGGACAAUUUCAUCCAGAGGUGCGACAGCAUGUGUGUCCUCUUUUGUUGGACAUACUUACAGAGGCUCUGGUGUGUUUAUGAAUGGGCCUGCGUUUUGAUCCACAAACCAACAGAGAAGGUGUACUUGCAAACAGAGUUGUUUGUUAGGGAGGAGACUUUGCCCUUAUACCUGCAAGCAGUUCGCAACUUCUCCUUAGCUAAGACAAAAUGUGGCGUUGAGGCAGAUCGCGAAGUACUGGAAGCCCAAAUCCGCCAGGCUUACAUCUCCAAACAGCAGUUUGAGGUCUUGGUGAAGGCCACAGUCAUUGCGCUGAUGGCUCGGAGUAUGGCUUUCAGAGCCGGUAGAUCACCAAAACUUUACUUCACCUACUUCCAACCUUGGGUCGCUUUGGCCUUCGAACUGGGGAUGGAUGAGCUUGGAUCUGCUCUUGAUAGCUGUGAUUGCUUGACCUGGCGGCGAGCCGACAAGUCAGAGGCUGCCCCAUCGGAUUCCACCACACCCCCGGAGGCCUCAGAAGCUUCUCAGGAGACAGCCGAGUCCAGUACUAAGGAGGCGACCCCAGAGAAGCCGAAGUCUCCUGAGAAGGUGCCCGCGCCAGAGCCGAACGUUGAAUCGGCUCCCCCAAAGGAGGCGGAAGCUGCAAGCGCCGCAAGCACCGCAAGCGCUGCACCCAGUGAGAAGACCUCCAGACAGGAGAUCAGCGUGGUGGUGAAAAUCGGCGACGGUAGCGUGCAGACACUUUGUGUGCGGGCAUCAGAUCGAUGCAAAGAUGCUGCUGAACGCUUCAUCAGCGAGAAUUCCCUAAAGGCAAGGGGAGAAAGAGAUGUCAAGGCACCGGCGAAGAGCUAG
Molecule: messenger RNA, 4230 nt
Organism: Cladocopium goreaui
Lineage: Eukaryota; Dinophyceae; Suessiales; Symbiodiniaceae
Source: the annotation of a GenBank genome assembly